Molecule: messenger RNA, 1614 nt
Organism: Culex pipiens pallens (northern house mosquito)
Lineage: Eukaryota; Metazoa; Arthropoda; Insecta; Diptera; Culicidae
Product: short coiled-coil protein homolog
Exons: 2
Coding region: 234-674 (146 amino acids)
Cellular component (GO): trans-Golgi network
Source: RefSeq, a predicted model, not a curated record
GCUUGCGCGCGCACUGCAUCGAACUGUCAAAAAGUUGCUUCGAAAAAGUGCAUUUUCUGUCAAAGUGUCAAACAACCAUCAUCAUCAUCGCACUGCAGCGAAAGAAGGCAAAAAACGUCGAUAUUCAGGAAAGUCGUGAUUUGUGCAGGGAUUUUGGGGAGGAAAUUUGCUCGUAAUUUGGCUUGGAAAGCGGGUUUCGAAAGGGCUAAGAGACCGAUCAGCAGCCUAAGAGCAUGGACUCCUCGGCAAUGUCGCUGAAAUCCACGGAGGACAUUCCGCUGGCGGACGACGAUCUGGAAGUGAUCAUCAACGACGACGACAGCUCCAAGUACAUGCAGAACGGGCGCUCGCUGGACUCGAUCGCCAGCUCGUACACCAACGGCAACUCCAGCCCGCGGCACUUCCUCGAGGGCGGCGAGUGUCCGGAUCCGGACGAGCAGGAGGAACGCGCCCGGCUCAUUUCGCAGGUGCUGGAACUGCAGAACACGCUGGACGAUCUGUCGCAGCGGGUCGAGAGCGUCAAGGAGGAGAACCUGAAGCUGCGCUCGGAAAACCAGGUCCUCGGCCAGUACAUCGAGAACCUGAUGUCGGCCUCGUCCGUCUUUCAGGCCACGAACCAGCAGGGCCAGGCGUCCGGUUCCGGCUCGUCGUCCUCGUCGCAGAAGAAAAAGUAAGCUUUCCUCGACGCCUCGAAUCGCAGACCAAAGAAUUCUCAAACGCAGAAGAAAACGGAGAAAACUAAAAAAAAACUCGUUCGAUUUCGUUUACGCGCAGGAUAACAACACACAAAACAAGUCCGUUUUAUUUACAUACUCACAACUAGAGAUUCGUCGCGUGCGCGCGCGCUGGUGCUAGGCAAUUGCGAACAAAAAAACACACGAAACAAAACGCUUUGUAAAGACACACUCAACACACACACACAGAACAGACACAGACUUGUAGAAGAGAUUCGCGGAAUCGCGCUUAUUUUUGCCCGUAAGAUAUAAAUCAAAAAAGAAAAAAAAAGAUAGGAAGCAUGAUGAGAUUCACGUGCGUGGAGGCGCUUGUUCCACGCGCAGGCAAACAAAACUGCAUGUAAUUUAGUUUAAACAUAUGUGUAUAUUGAAGGAAAAAUCAAGUACUGCUAAUUCGAUAAGUUUUUAUUUUUAUAAAAAGAAUUAAAAAACAAACAAUAUAUGACACAUAUAUUUAGCCAUCACUAUAGUCUGGUCGCAGUUAGGCAUUACGAUUAGUGUUUAUUAUUUAGUUUCGUUUCGUUUACUUGUGUUAAAUAUCGAAAACCCCGUUUUGUGUUCCUUCACACAAAAAUUCUCGAUCCUCAAAUGAGCAUUUAUUAUCUCUCUUCUUAUCCAGUGACAGUGAAGCAUGAGCGCUCUCCAGUUUUUCCUUAGUUUUGUAAGCUUAAAGAUUUCCUCGAAUGAUUAACGUAUUUAGUUUAUUUUUUUAAUGUGCUUUUAAAACUUGAGUUCUUUUUAAGUUUUAUGCAUCCUACCUGCUACUACAACUACUACUACUAAUGUGAUUCGAAAUAGUAACAUUCACUCACGAUUAUAAUGAAAAUAUUAAAGAAAAAAACAAUGGUGUAAUAAAUAAAUUCUUCGCUUUUUCCACAAA